This is a messenger RNA of Gossypium raimondii (Peruvian cotton), 1753 nucleotides long. Its product is annotated as NAC domain-containing protein 37. Gene Ontology annotation, molecular function: DNA binding. The transcript is spliced from 4 exons. The coding region runs from base 476 to 1654 and encodes 392 amino acids. The record is from RefSeq and is a predicted model, not a curated record. Lineage: Eukaryota; Viridiplantae; Streptophyta; Magnoliopsida; Malvales; Malvaceae. Gene Ontology annotation, biological process: regulation of DNA-templated transcription.
AUCAACUCCCUUUAAUUUCAACAUUCUCGUUUAUUCUGUUCAAUUCUGUUUUAGUACAGUGUUCUUUCAACUUCUUGUAGACUUUUUCUUUUUCUUUUUCUUUUUACAUCAGUUGCCUGUUUUCAUAUUUCUCUCUUCGUAAGGCAACCAAAUUUGGAUGUGGAACUCCAUUUUGUUUGAUCAAAGAAGCUAAGCCAACUUACUAAACACAUAGAAGACGGUGGUAAAAUAACCUUGUUAUUUGCAUAUUCAUUUCCAAAAUUCUUUCAAUGGAGUCGGGGUUCUUUCAUAUUUCCUACUUGAGCAAACCACCCAGAGUUUGGAACACAUUUGAAUGCCUUUGAAAGAAAGUAUAGGCCUUACCAAAAUCUGAAUAAGUUUAGAGGUCACUUUUUGAGUUUGAAACUAUAAGAGCCAAACCCUGUAAAUAUUUUCUUUUCCUUUUCUCUGAUGUCAUCAGUCUGUCAGACAUGCUAUGGGACUUCUCGACAAACAGACAAAGUGGACAGAGUCCAUUUCAUUUGCAAUGAGACAAAGCGCCUGCAAGUGCUUCAUCCAUUCAACACUAGUUAUGAUGGAGUCAAGUGUCCCACCAGGAUUCCGGUUCCACCCCACAGACGAAGAGCUUGUUGGGUAUUAUCUGAGGAAGAAGGUGGCUUCCCAGAAGAUCGAUCUUGAUGUUAUCACAGACAUUGAUCUCUAUCGGAUCGAACCCUGGGAUCUUCAAGAGAGAUGUCGGAUAGGAUAUGAGGAGCAAAAGGAGUGGUAUUUCUUCAGCCACAAGGAUAAGAAGUAUCCAACAGGGACAAGGACCAACAGAGCAACCAUGGCUGGUUUCUGGAAAGCAACGGGGCGAGACAAGGCGGUGUAUGAUAAUAAAUCAAAGCUCAUUGGCAUGAGGAAAACUCUUGUUUUCUACAAAGGGAGAGCUCCAAAUGGCCACAAAACUGACUGGAUCAUGCAUGAAUACAGGCUUGAAUCCGACGACAAUCGACCUCCUCAGGAGGAAGGAUGGGUCAUUUGUCGAGCUUUUAAGAAAAAAAUAAGUGGUCAAGCCAAGAGCAUUGAAGGGUGGGAGUCGAGGUGCUUCUAUGAUGAGCCAAGUGGUCUCAGCUCCGUGAUUGAUCCAAUGGAAUACUUAUCAAAGCAACCCCACAAAUUUUUACCCUAUUGCAAAGAAGAGACAGAGGCAGAUAAUUUAGACUUUGUUUACUGUGAUCAGUUUGUAGAGCUUCCUCAGCUAGAGAGUCCAUCUUUGCCAUUAAUAAAUAAGCCAGCCUCCAUAUCUCUCAUAUCAGAGAAUAUCGUCAAUUAUGGAGAAGAAGAAGAAGAAGAAGCAGAUAAAAAAAGAAUGUGCAACGCCAACACCAAGAAAGUGACUGAUUGGAGAGCCCUUGAUAAGUUCGUUGCUUCACAACUGAGUCAUGAAGAUAGAUAUAAUAAUGGUGAUCAAGAAAGAGCCUCAAUCUCAAGCUUUGAUGCCAAUAACAGUAGUAACUCAGACAUGGAAGCAUUGCUGCUAUUGCAGAGUAGUAGAGAAGAAAGGAACAAGUUGAAGGAGCUCUUGAAUUCAAGUACUUCACAUUGUGAUGUGGGAAUAUGCAUAUUUGAUCAAUUAAAAGGAGAUGAUCAAGAGGCUUUAUCGCUUAAUUAGUAUUAAUUAUAAACAGUUGGUGCAUAAUUAGACAUAUUUUUGUAAAAAAUAUGGUUGUGAAAUGAGUGAAGAAAUUCUCUCUAUUUAUCUCUCUCGAAA